This is a messenger RNA of Geosmithia morbida, 114 nucleotides long. RefSeq names its product mitochondrial import receptor subunit TOM7. The transcript is spliced from 3 exons. The coding region runs from base 1 to 114 and encodes 37 amino acids. Gene Ontology annotation, biological process: protein import into mitochondrial matrix. The record is from RefSeq and is a predicted model, not a curated record. Lineage: Eukaryota; Fungi; Ascomycota; Sordariomycetes; Hypocreales; Bionectriaceae. Gene Ontology annotation, cellular component: mitochondrial outer membrane translocase complex.
AUGUUUGCCCUUUCUGAGGAGUCCAAGGAGCGAAUCGCCAAGCUCAUCGACAUUUCGCGUGUCGCCAUCCACUACGGCUACCUCCCCCUAGUGCUGUAUCUCGGUAUGCCUUGA